UACACUUCACAAGACAGUCAAACCUGAGCGGCUUUUCUCAUUAAGAAACUUUUGUCUGUCUUAGAUCUGUCUUAAGUCUGGAAGGGCACAUUUUCUUCGGCGAGUUCCUGUUAUUCUGCCGGUAACCAGUCUGCAGCUGUCCACAGAGACACACUUUUGUGUGAGAGAAGAAUAUGUCCAUGGUUUGUUGGGUAGGCACAGAUCAUGAUGUGAAGCACAGCAGGUUGUCUGCUCCAGUGUCUACAAGAGCAAUGGUGACCAAACAAAUGAGCAGAUGCUGGAGACAUCUGCAUGAUGUAUUUUUCCUGUUCCUGCUCCUGCUGUGCUGUCCAGUAACUUCAAGCAUAAAUUUCACAACAAUUGGGCUUUCGGCCGUCACACCAUCUACAGGACCCCCAAAUUCAUUAACAACAAGCCAAGUUAUGGUUCAAAAUACAACAGCGAUGGUGCACACCACAGCCACAUCAUCUAAUAUAAGCACAACAAUCUCAGCAACCGUAUUCACAACGGAAUCACACAGCACUGAUAAUCGAACUGUGGAAAGCACACCAUACACAUUCACUGGAAACACGACGACUUUUGAAACAACUGCAAACUUCACAUUCACUGGAAACACGACUUCUUUUGAAACAACUGCAAACUUCACAUUCACUGGAAAUGCCACUACUUUUGAAACAACUGAAAACGUCACAUUUACAGCAGCACCCGAACCAUCCUCCACUAAUAUAACUGAUACAACACCAACCAUUACCCAAACAUCAAUCGUUACAGCACCCAAACCUUGUAACAUUUUUCAAAGCUGUGAGAAUGAAUUUUACUGGAUGAUCGUUAACGUAACAAGAACAUCUGGAAGUGAUCCAGCACCCAUCCAAACAUGGCUUGACAGUCUUUACAGAAGCAACCUCAAUGCAUGUUCACUUUUACAAUAUGAGGUUAUGAGCGCAGUGAAGGAGAGCUCUGUGACACAAGCUGUGCCUAUCACAGCUACCAGUAUAAGUACAGAGAAACCCAUGCUUUACGACAUGGAGGUCACGUGUGAUCCAAGAAAUAGUACACAGGAUGCACAGUGCAAUAUACUUCUGAGGCUGAGUGCACCUGUCAGUGUUUGCUGCAUUAGUGAUGCUGUUGUGAAGAUGAACUCAGAAAAUGUCAGCAUCAGUUUGGUGGGAACAAUAGAAAGAGUGGGUUUGUGUGCAGAUUAUGUAGCACCGAUUUUAUCUGGACAAUAUGACAAAUGUAAUCAGACAGUCAAUAUUAAUGUGUGUACAGAAGAGCCGCAGAACAUCUCAUGUGGAAACAAUACAAAUGUGAUUUUUCCACUGGAUACUGGUGUUCAAGAGAUCUGCCCUACUAGCCCACCGCUGCCUACAUGUAAUUGUUCUUCACACUGCAAUAACUCAGAUUUCUACUAUUACCAUUUUAAUGUACAGCAGAAUCAAUAUAUGAAAUACUCUGAAAUCGAGUCUUUUUCUAGGUUCUUGAAUUACUCAAAAUGCAGCAACAUGUCAUCUGCAUGUAACAGUGUGCAAGCUUUCAGAAAUCACAUUCAGGACAUAGGUGUGAGUGAUUGCACAAGCAGCUAUUGUGGCGAUAACGCAACUCGUAACAGCAAUGUUAUAGUGAAACUAGACGCAGCAAUGGACCCGUGUGAUGUUUGCACAGCUCUAGAGGCCAUCUUUGAAUCUCAGGAAAGCUUCAUCUUCGACGGAGUUGUGAGCAGAGUAGCUGUCUGCUCUUAUUCUUUGGAUCCUUUAAGAGAUUAUUUCAUAUGGAAGCCAUCUUUGAGUGCAAAUUUUAGUUCUGAGGGCUUCUGUGUGGAGUCAAACAGAGAAAACAUGUCGACAGAUUACUGCUCAACAGACGUGAUAGCAGGUAUCAUUCCAAUUAUAGUCAUUCCCCUAAAUGGCAGCUGUAAUUCAUCUGCACCCACGUUUCAGAACAGUACCACAACUCCUCCAUCUUUCACAAGUACCUCCCUCUCGAACUCAACCACCAUCAAUGCUACAGUCUCUGUGAAUGUAACAGCUUCAUCUGCUAAUGUAUCAGCUUCAGUGUCUACAACCACAUCAGGGACAUUAGAUGCUGAAGGAUUGUUGAAGUUGAGCGCAAAUGCUUUAUCUUUAAACGCCACUCAGUUGGAGCUGAUUUUAUCACAGCUGGAGUCACUUCUCUCUGGGCCCAACGUCAGCCUGGCUCUGGGAAACACCUCCGUCAACAUUGUCAACAAUCUCCUUGAUGUUCCUGUAGCUGUAAUGUCUCCUUUUUCAAAGAGGGCCAUUGGGGUUGUGGACACAGUGGGUCUUAAAUUGGUUGUACCAGGGACGAGUCAGUCAAUAUUUUCACCAUCACUGGCUCUGGUGGUGAAGAAAGUCGAUGGGGCCAACUUUCAAGAGACGUCCUUCUCAUUAAUUGAAACAUCAAGCAUUCAGAUUCGAAGUAACCGCAGCAUGGCGAAUGAAGACAUCAUGGUUCGGUCCACUCCUUUGGGUUCAGUCACCCUCCCAGCAUCCCUCACACAGAACCUCACAGCAGAACAACAGCAGCUCGCAUCCAGAGUCCAGUUCAACUUCUUCCAGAAGAGCACCUUCUUCCAGGACAAAAACCUGACUGGACGUAAACUAAACAGCGGGAUUGUGGGUAGCAGUGUGGCUAACCUGAGCAUCUCCGGCCUACAGAAGGAAGUGCUGAUAACCCUGAGAAACACAGAGCCCAUCCCGGCUAACAAUAAAGCUGUCUGUGUGUUCUGGGACUUUGGAUUAAAUGGUGGCUCGGGUGGCUGGAAUUCCUCUGGGUGUCGUGUACUUAAUACUUCUGCUGAAGAAACUCAGUGCGCCUGCAGUCACCUUACCAGCUUUGGCAUUCUGCUAGACAUUUCCAAGACUCCCAUUGAUGAAACAAAUUCUAAAAUCCUGACAUUCAUUACGUACAUCGGCUGUGGCAUCUCUGCCAUUUUCCUGUCAAUCACACUGCUCACAUAUCUGGCCUUUGGUAAACUGCGCAAAGACAUCCCGUCUAAGAUCCUGAUUCAGCUGUGUUUGGCCCUGCUUUUUCUAAACCUGGUGUUCCUAUUGGACGCCUGGCUGGCUCUGUUUCCAAACGCUGUGGGCCUAUGUAUCUCCACUGCUUUUUUCCUGCAUUAUUUCCUCCUGGCGUCCUUUACCUGGAUGGCACUGGAAGCUGUCCACAUGUAUCUGGCCCUCGUCAAGGUGUUCAACACCUACAUCGCCCGCAUUAUGAUCAAGAUGGGACUCGCUGGAUGGGGCAUUCCUCUCGUGGUAGUCAUAAUUGUCAUAGCUGUUAACAAAGACCACUAUGGCCUUGUGACAUAUGGGAGGUAUGCAAAUGGAGUGACUGAUGAUUUCUGCUGGAUAAAAAACGACAUUGUCUUCUAUGUUGCUGUGGUGGCGUACUUCUGUCUUGUCUUCCUGAUGAACCUCAUCAUGUUUAUUGUGGUAAUGAUCCAGCUGUGUCGCAUUAAGCAGCAGAACCCUCACAAUGUGCAGAAUCGCAGCGGCUGGCAGGAGAUGCGCAGCGUGGCCGGACUCACCGUGCUUCUGGGCCUAACCUGGGGCUUCGCUUUCUUCGCCUGGGGUCCCGUUAACCUGCCCUUCAUGUACCUGUUUGCUAUUUUUAACACUUUACAAGGAUUCUUCAUCUUUGUGUUUCAUUGUGCCAUGAAAGAAAACGUCAGACGACAAUGGAGGACAUACCUGUGUUGUGGCAGCCUGAGGCUGGCAGAAAACUCAGAAUGGAGUCGCACCGCAACUCAAAAGAUUAACAAAGCCACCAAAAAAAGAGGAUUUUCAUUCCGCUCGGCGAAUUCGAACAAUUCUAGCUCGUCUUUCCUGAACCAUGACAGCUUGGCAUCCGAUACGCCUGUGGACGUCAGCAACCCGAUGGACGACAGGAUAAUAACUGCAGAAGAAGAGCCCAGCUCAGGUUCUGACGUGGUAUUGAAUGAGAUCAACGACCAGUACCGAGGUCAGAGGUCAUAGUGAAACACAGCCACCAUGAGCGUAUGUGUGUGUGUGCUAUGGUCUUAACGAAACCCUGGAUUUCACUGCUAUUUUAAAUUUACAUAAAGUAUUGAGUGUUGUAUAUACAACAGAAAUGUUACUUCAAAUGAAGCACUUUAAUUAAUGCAAUUAAACAAUAAAGCUACCACAGCAAUGCAAAACCUCUUAAACCGACAAGAAAUUAUGUGAUGGUUUGGAUUGCAUACUUUUUCUUUGAGUAGUUGGAUAAUUGUGCAGUUGGAACAAAUUGGAUAAGUGUUUAUGAAAUGUAAUUAUGUGCUUAAAAUAUGGUUCAGUUACUUGACUAUCUUAUAUAUCUGUACUAUAGUCUGGAACGUUCAAAAUCAUGUAUGUCGUCACAUGUAUUUUAUUUUUGUAUUUUUAUAGCUUUUCAAAAUAAUAAAAUGUACAACAUAAGAGUAUAAUAAAAGAAGUACAAGUUGUUAAAGAAAUUAAUACUUUUAUUCAUCAAGGAUGCAAUAAACUGAUAGAAAAUGACAGUCAAGACAUAAUGAAACGAUGUUUUGAAUAUAGAGUUGUUUUCAUCAUUACUACUAAGAAAUGCUUAUUGCACAUUAAAUGUUUCUUACAUUUUAAACAUAUUAAAAUAGAAAACAGUAUUUCACAUUAUUACAGUAUAUUUCAUAAAAUAAAUGCAGCCUUGGUGAACAUAAGAGACUUCUUUCAAAAACAUUCACAAUCUUACCAACCCCUAACUUUUCAACGGUUGUGGAAACGUCAUGGCUUAAACACUGAACUGCGACCGGUCCCUUUAAAUGUCAGCCAGCUACUUCCUGUUCAAGUGGGCACUUCCAACAGAAAAACAUAGCCUAAACUUUGCUGAGUUAAAAGUCUUACUAUGCGAGACUAGCACGAGUGUUAAUUAAUUUAAUAAUCACAAGUGAUAAUUCUUGAGCAUAUAAAGAAGGUCGGCUUGUUUUUCGAGGUUCUGCUUUCAGAUCUAAUGAACUCUAGAAGAUAAAGAUGGUGGAUGGAUCCCAUGAGAACGGUCACAAGAGUCAGCGACUGAUCAGAAGAACUCGAGCUACAGGAUCAGGAGUAGAUGCACCAGUAGAUGAUGUUGAAGAGAAGAUACGCCACUGGAAAGAUGAUCCUGGAGUACGAGUCAAUCAUGUAGCUGUUGCUCAUUAUGAAUCUGAUGU
Puntigrus tetrazona (Sumatra barb) is the source of this 5179-nucleotide messenger RNA. RefSeq names its product adhesion G-protein coupled receptor G2. Bases 174 to 3995 code for a protein of 1273 amino acids. NCBI's taxonomy places the organism in Eukaryota, Metazoa, Chordata, Actinopteri, Cypriniformes, Cyprinidae. Gene Ontology annotation, cellular component: membrane. The transcript has 34 exons. Gene Ontology annotation, biological process: cell surface receptor signaling pathway; adenylate cyclase-activating G protein-coupled receptor signaling pathway. Gene Ontology annotation, molecular function: G protein-coupled receptor activity. The record is from RefSeq and is a predicted model, not a curated record.